This is a messenger RNA of Monomorium pharaonis (pharaoh ant), 2085 nucleotides long. RefSeq names its product protein SMG9. Gene Ontology annotation, biological process: nuclear-transcribed mRNA catabolic process, nonsense-mediated decay. The record is from RefSeq and is a predicted model, not a curated record. The coding region runs from base 371 to 1348 and encodes 325 amino acids. Lineage: Eukaryota; Metazoa; Arthropoda; Insecta; Hymenoptera; Formicidae. The transcript has 7 exons.
CUUGUGUCGACUUGUGUCAUUAAAUGGAAAGCACCCAUAUUCAAAGGGUUUUCUAACCUAACCUAACCUGAAUAAUCUUCAAAUUUUAGUGUCCAUAUAACCGUAAAUUAUGUAGUGUAGGCUGAGAACACACUAAACACCUGCCGAAAAAAUCUUUAAAUUUUAAUUAUAGCAGAAAGUUGCAAGUGUCGUGUAUCCAUCGACGGAUGUGAGACGUUAAACUUUAAACUCAUAAAAAAUUUUAACUAUAUUUUGCUUCACUGGGCAGAACACUUUUCUGCAAGAUUUGUUUCAUGCAAAAACGCAUUGAAUAAACAUAAUUUCAUCGAUUUUGAUUUUAGAGGAAUAUAUUGUCACAAGUGUGAGAAAGAUGCUACCAACAAUAUCGAAAGACUCGGAAAUUAAAGAUGGAGAGAGCAAGAGUUUAAUUAAAAUUGUAGAACGACCAACGUUCAUAUUGAAGACUAGAGAAGGAGAAAAUAGAGCUAUUUCUCCGAGUCAACGUAAUGGCCACAAAAAGGAUAUUGAUAUGUCUUCGACGACGUCGGUGAAAGUACAAGAUAUUCACGUAACUCGGGCGCUUUCCAUGUGUCCUGAAAUGAGUUCGUGCGUGAAAUUCAUGGAUGAAAAUAUGCAAUUAUGUGAGAAUUCAAUGGAUUUCCUAUACGAUCAACAAGACUUUUUAGUUGUCGGAUGUCUGGGCGCGCAGGGUGUCGGUAAAUCAACGAUCAUGUCACUGCUAACUUCACUUUACUCGUCCAAUAUUUUUCAAGUUCAAGAUUUGCCGCAUUAUGAAAGCGGUACAAAUUGCACCACAGGUAUAGAUUUCUUUAUAACUAAAAAUAGAGUGAUAUAUUUGGACACGCAACCAAUUUUUUCCGGAUUUGCGAUCGACGCUGCAUCCUUUGAUCAAAAGAAGAGUGCAUCUGAUUUUGCGAAUAGCGAUUCUAAUUUGGAAUUACAAUCGCUCCAGUUUGCGGCAUUUUUAUUUUCAGUGUGCCACGUUAUUAUAUUUGUACAGGAUUGGUUCGUCGAUCCUAAUUUAGUGAGAUUUUUACAAACUGCAGAAAUGUUAAAACCAUCCUCGACAACUGUAAUAGAUCAAGAUUAUGUGGAACAUUAUCCGCAUAUUGUAUUUUUGCAUAAUAAAGCAGAAUUAAAGGAUUUUAUGCCUGUUGUUAUUGAAGAAAUGAAGAUUAUUUUCGACGUAAUAUGCCGAUUUAACAAUAUACUGAUCCAUUUUGUGCCAUUAUACAUCUUGGAUAACUGGAUUCAGGUCUCCGAGCAUAACUACCCGUUUCCACAUAUCUGUUGUACACUCAUUGUACAGUUGUACGAGGAACGUUAAAAAAAUUUGAUUCUGACAUUCAAGUUGUACAAAAGUUGAACGUCGGAGAGAAACGUUUUUUGGUGACGUUCACGUUGUACAAAGGUUGAGCGAAGUUGUUUCGAUACUCAGCUCAAUUUCGCAACAAUAUUAUUAUAUUUUGCAACAGUCGCACAGUUUGUAGCGUUGAUUAUGAAUGGAAGGAGUUAACGUUAUGUAUCAAACUUGUUUAUAAAUUGCUGAUUUUAAAUGAAAAAGUUGUUUUUGUAAUAUUUUCUUCAAAACAAUGUAGCUCUGUUAAAAAAAAAUCAUAGAAAAAUGUUCCAAAAACAGAUCUGUUAGUAAAUAAAUGAGUAUAAAAAUUCAUACAUUUGUUGUGAGCGAAACACUCACAACCAAUAAAAUUAUAUUAUAAAAUAUUAAAAUUAUCAUAUAGCUCGCCGAUUGCGCGCGGGAAUAACCAUAUAUGGUCGUGCGGAGGGCCCGAUGCCCCCACUAAUAAUCAAAUCCGCGACACUAUUUAAGCUGCUGCCAAACAGCGGCCAGCGGGAUCAGUGAUAAGCAAUCAAGCCGAUACGUACGGCCCGCACGAGUUCGGGACUCAGCCGCAAGCAAACCUCGAGCGAGCGAAGAGACGACGCACUAAUUCCGAGUCACGCGCCGUAUCUAAUCAAGUGUAACCCGACGUGGCACCUUCGCCGACCGCCGCUAUUGUACAUUAUAAACUGAAUAAACCUUUUUAUUAAAUUCACUUAAAA